Molecule: messenger RNA, 740 nt
Organism: Argentina anserina (silverweed cinquefoil)
Lineage: Eukaryota; Viridiplantae; Streptophyta; Magnoliopsida; Rosales; Rosaceae
Product: 60S ribosomal protein L24-like
Exons: 5
Coding region: 69-557 (162 amino acids)
Biological process (GO): cytoplasmic translation
Cellular component (GO): cytosolic large ribosomal subunit
Molecular function (GO): structural constituent of ribosome; mRNA binding
Source: RefSeq, a predicted model, not a curated record
GCGUCAUCAACAUUUUCGGGUUCUAGGGUUUCCGCUCCUUUGAACAACCGCAGUCAACAACAGCCGACAUGGUUCUCAAAACUGAACUCUGUAGGUUCAGUGGGGCGAAGAUCUACCCUGGAAGAGGCAUCAGAUUUAUCCGAUCUGACUCUCAGGUGUUCCUCUUUAUCAAUUCAAAAUGUAAGAGGUACUUCCACAAUCGGCUGAAGCCAUCCAAGAUUACAUGGACUGCCAUGUACAGGAAGCAACACAAGAAGGAUAUUGCUCAAGAAUCUGCUAAGAAGAGGAGACGUACCACCAAGAAGCCUUAUUCAAGGUCAAUAGUUGGUGCUACCCUGGAGGUUAUCCAGAAGAGAAGAACUGAAAAGCCAGAAGUUCGUGAUGCUGCCCGGGAAGCUGCACUCCGUGAAAUCAAGGAAAGGAUCAAAAAGACCAAGGAUGAAAAGAAGGCAAAGAAGGCAGAAGUUGUUGCCAAACAGAAGAGUAAGGGUCAGAAUAUUCCCAAGGGAGCUGGCCCCAAGGGUCCCAAGCUUGGUGGCGGUGGUGGCAAGCGCUGAUCAACCUAUCUGUUCAUUGGCAGGGUAAAGUAAUUGAUAGGACUGUUUGUUCCAUUUCUCUUUGAAAAUUUUGUAAGGAUUGAUAUGCGCAGUGGAUGGUUUAUUGUUUGUCUCCUUUCAUCUAUGCCUAUACCUGUCACUUUGGUAUUUAUUAAGUAUGGAAAAGUGGCUGUUGGACUUGCA